UAUUAUUCAUUUUUUGACAGUGCUUCUGUUUUUGAUGUAACUUAUGAAGUCUUAACGGAACAAAAUCUGAAAAUACUAGUGAAAGUAUUUGUUUCUGGUGGUUCCUACUAUUAAAAUCCUUUAUAUUAUAUAAUUGUAUAAAAUAUUUAAUAUAAUUAAUCAUGGCGAAGCAAAAUCUGUCGAAUAAAACUAAUAGAUUUAGAACACAAAAGUUGCAAAAUAUUAAGCAAAGUAAAAAUUUGAGAAUGAAAAAUGGUAUCAAGAAAAGAUUAUCGACAUCAAAAGUUCAGGAUGCCCGACAAAAACUUUUACAGAAGAAAAGAAAGACUGUUGUAGAUGCUAGAGAUAUAUUGGCAAAAAUGGCAAAAACUAGAGAUGCCAGAAGUAAAAUUAAUAGAAUACGGGAUGGUAGAACAGGACUGUCCUCUUCUAGUGGAAAUGUUAAGAUAAUAGGUUCAAAUAUUUUGAGGAAAACAGAUCCUAAUGGAAAAAUAAGUUUAGUAACAAAUAAAACAAAACAUAAAUCUGAUAUUAAUUUGGCGAUACAGAAGCAGUUAGGUUUAAUUUCAUCACCAAGGUCUCCAGUUAAGAAAGUACCUCCAAAACGGAAUGCAAGUGUGAAUACAAUUAGAAAUCCUGUUCAGAUUCGUAAAACAAUAUUAAAUGAUAUGGAUUACAGUACAGCUGAGACCCUCAGAGUUUAUGAUCCUGCACUUUAUAAAUGGACUAGGCCAGAACUAAGAACUACUGCUUCGCAAAUGAUAAAUUCUUUAGAGACUACAAGGCAGGCAAUGAGAGAAGCGUUGAGAGAGGAAUUAGGGAAUGGUUGGCAAAACUAUGUUACUCCCAAACCUUUACGAAUGCAACCAUCUGGUUAUAUAGAUUUGGAUGCCGUGGACGAUGAAGAAAUGCCUUUAGUCCAAACUAGAUCAAGAAUGACAUUGCAAGGAACUUCAAGAAUUUCCAAUGUACAUUCAAGAUUAGAUAGUAUGCCUGCCAUUUCAGAGUCUCAUGGCAUUUUUUCACAAGCUAAGACAAAAGUCGUAGUACCGGCUGGGCAUAGGAUAGUGGUAUCUAACCUGCAACCAACUGUCACUCAGGAUGAUAUAAAGGAGUUGUUUGAGGAUAUAGGACAGCUUCUUGCAGCAAAGUUAGUCCGUCCCGGUGUUGCUGAAGUUAUCUAUAAGAACUUGAAGGAUGCUCAAAAGGCAGUUGAUACCUAUCACAAUCGUCAACUGGAUGGACAACCUAUGAAAUGUCUUUUAGUUAACAAGAGACCCCUUAAUCAGCCAACUGCUAUGCCACUUACUACUUCCGAGGGACUAUUUUCUAUUUAGAAGAGGUUGUAGAAUAGAAAAUCCAGGUGUUCAAAAUUGCUCUUAAAAUUUGUUAGGACCAAAUUAGAGCGCUUUCAUUUAGAUUUUAGAGGCAAAUCAAAAGUAAAUUUCUUUAAAAAAAAUGUCCUGAUAUGUCAGUCCAAGAUCACGCUGAAAGGGCCCUCAGAGUGCUCUUAUGCAUUCAAUCUCACUCGGCAUAGGAUACAACAUGCAAUGGGGUUAAAGAACUGUCACUGUCUAAUAAAAACUUAUUCAAAUAAAAAUUGUUUUUGUUUUGAGAGUACUGAAGACUAAUUUUCAGGUCACGAAAAAUUGCCACCAGGGCGCGUUCGAGUAAGUUUAAAUAUAGACGAUUUUUUCCAAAAUAUUGACAGUUAAUCAUAUUAUUGCAUAGAUAAAUAGACGAUAAGACACCACUAUUAUUAUUUUAAAUGUUGAAUUGAAGGCAAACAUUCUUUAGCGUAGUUAAAAAAAUUAAGGUAAAGGGCCAUAUUAUUCAGAAAU
This is a messenger RNA of Anoplophora glabripennis (Asian longhorned beetle), 1841 nucleotides long. RefSeq names its product polymerase delta-interacting protein 3. The coding region runs from base 162 to 1337 and encodes 391 amino acids. Lineage: Eukaryota; Metazoa; Arthropoda; Insecta; Coleoptera; Cerambycidae. Gene Ontology annotation, biological process: mRNA export from nucleus. Gene Ontology annotation, molecular function: mRNA binding. The record is from RefSeq and is a predicted model, not a curated record. Gene Ontology annotation, cellular component: nucleus. The transcript is spliced from 5 exons.